GGAAGGUCUGCUCGUCAGCAACAACGCCGCUUUGAUGCGCCUUGACGGGCUGCAGGGGCUCUCGGUGGUCAAGGACCAGGUCACAGUCGGCCACAACAACGAGCUGGUCUCCAUUGCAGGGCUCGCUUCUCUGCGGAAAGCUGGGUACGUGAGCAUCUACACCAACCGCCAGCUCCGGUCCUUGCACGGGUUGGAGAAGCUGGAGGAGAUCACCGGGGCCGAAGCGGACGGCGCGAGCCUCUACGUUGCAACUAUGGAGGAGUUGCAGUCCAUCGGAGCUCUGCAUUCGCUGUCCGGGGCUUUGCCAGGAUCGCUGGAGGUCUUCUCGCUCCCAAAGCUCGGGAGUUUGCAGCUGGCGGGGCUCAGCGCUGCGCAGAGCCUGAAGCUCCAGCUCCUGGGCGACGCGGUGGACUUCUGCCUCUCCGAGCAGGAGCGGCAGGCGUUGCGGGCGUUGUCAACAGAGGGCUUCGUACUGGACGCGCGCUGGGACAACGGGUGCGUCCCCUGCACAGGUGGCUGCGCGGUGUGCGACCGCCGGGUGGGCCGGUGCCGAUGCCCCUUGGGCCGCAGCGGCGACUGCACGCAGCGAGCGCCGAGGGUGGCGCUGCGCGGGGCGCAGCGCUGCGUGCGGCCGCGGCACAGCGAAGGCAGCAGCAACAUUUGCACAGUCUGUGGAGACUUGGAAGCCGACGAGUAUGAUGCUGAUCUGCCAGCUCCAACUGCUUUUCACCUGACCGAGCUGAACUCUACGGGCCUCCUUGCAGAUGCACGGCAAGUGGUUGUGUGGGAGUCUGUCAGAAGAGGUCAGAUUUGCGUGAACCUGACGAUCACGGCAUCUUCCAGCUACCAGGGCUCUGAGUUCAUUUCAUUUGGUCUCAGCUACGACCACGCGAUGCCAGACUGCAUCAUCAAUGACACUCUGAAGGAGGUGACAGUGCACCCGGAGCCUGUCUUUCCCUGGUGUCUGGACAGCGGGGACUGCCUGGGCACUGCUGGGGCCUUGCUGCUGGAGGUGGCGGAGCCUGCCAAGGGACGAGCCGCCUUUGCACAAGAAGAGGCGUCCUUCACCGAGAAUAGCCUGGGCGCCUUGGUGCUGGAGCGCCUGGAGGGGGACUACACCACGCUGACCGCCCUGGUUGAGGUGAAGAAUGGCACGGCUCAGGCAGGGAUACACUACGUCCUUAGCAGCGUGGUGGUCUCCUGGCCCCACGGGGACGCAUCACCCAAGGCAAUACCCCUCCGAUUUCCAGACAACAACGUCUAUGAGGAUGAGCUGGAGCUGGUGCUGCAAAUGCGAGACGCUGACACCGGCGAGCCCUUUCCCUCGCUCUGCGUGCUGCGGCUCUCCGACGACGGGGACGGCGGCGUCCUGGGCUUUGGCGCGGCGGAGCGCUGGGCCGCAGAGCGGCGCGGCGCCGAAGGCGCGUGCCUGGCGGAGGUGCGGCGGCACGGGCGCAGCGGGGAGGCCACAGCCACCCUGGAAUUGACCACGUGCACACGAGAGAUGGCCACGCCGGGCCGCGACUUCGCUUUCACCCCAGGCCCGGCUUUGGUGUGGCAGGAUGGCCAAGACGGUGCCCAGUGCGCGCUGCAGUUCUCGGCUUUCCACAGCGGGCCGGCCAGGCUAGACAUCUACGAGGACGCCGACACCGAGCCGAACGAGGCCAUCUGCUUCCGCCUGGCCGCGGGCGGCAGCGCGGUGGUGACCAGCCAGUCCAGCGCCAACUUCAGCAGCAGCUUCACGCUGGUGCUGCAGGACCUGGGCAUCUCCGGUGGCCCGCAGCUGGCGCCUUGCCUCCGCGGCCGGCCCUGCCGCCUGGCCCUGGGCCUGGAGGCCCCGACGGUGGCGCUGGCCGCCCAGUGCGAAGCCUCGGCCUGCGCAGGUGCAGCAAUGAAUCUCUCGGACGGCGUGGCGUAUUGGGAUCUGCUUUUGCAUCCCCCCGGCAGGUAUUUGGUGUGCCACUGCACGGACCUUCGCGCGGUAGCCAGCGUGGAGAUCCAAGGUCCGCAAGAGGCACAUCAGAUUACGUGUUUUUUGGGACAGGCCUGCCAAAUCCCCAAGCUCUCGGGCACCGGGCUGCUGGCCAACGACCGCCUCUCGCUGCAGCACUCCUGCGGCGAUGCCCUGGAGCCCCUGCAGGCUGCGCUGGUCGCCAUUGACCAGGGCUCUGCGUACGCCUUUGGCGGGCGGCUUGCGGGCGAUCCCGGGGUGUUCAAUCUUUGCUGGUGUCGCCCAAGCAGCAACAUCACCUGCGACUCUGCCGUGGACUUUUCUGCCCCUGCCGGCUUCUUCAAGUCGGAGGGCCCCUACCGUGAGCUCUUCGUCUGCGAGGUGAACGCCAGCUGCCGGGUGCAGCUGCGGGGCGUGGGCUUGCGCCCAGGGGACCGCCUGGCGGCCAUGGAGACCUGCGACGGCGGCGCGCUGAAGAUGUUCAUUCGGUCUGGUGAAGAGAGCUCCAGUGCUAUCUCCGCGGAUGGAUCGAGUUACGACUUCGGUCUGGUGCGAGAGGGCCAGCUGCCCUACGAGCUGGACCUGUGCUGGUGCCGCGGUGGCUGCGAGGCCGUGGUCCCAGCUGGGAGGCUCCGGCUCCGGUGUGCGCGGAACUUCUUCUGGCCCGCCGGCACCAGCGGCGCCGCCCAGGGCCGGGGCUCCUGCGCGCCCUGCGCGGAGCACCAGAAGACCCUGGCUGCAGCAUCGCUGGGCAGUGCAGCAUGCAUCUGCAAGGAGGAGAAGGAUGGCUGGGCCUUCCAAGAGACCAACGAGGCCUGCGGCUGCCGGGACGGCUUCUUCUGGAGUGCGAGGAACAGAUCGUGCCAGCCCUGCAGCGGUGGGCAGAGUUGCCUUUGGCAAGGAGCCUUUGCCCGCAGCCUGGCGCCGCCAGCGUUGCUGCCGGGGUUUUGGGCGGAGGAGCCCGCUCCGGAGUUCGCAGGCCACUCGGUGUAUCGCUGCUUCAACCGCCGCACUUGCCCCUUCAGCAACGGCACCUGCGCGAUCGGCCGUGAGGGCAGGGGCUGCGGCCUGUGCCAGCAGGGCUUUUUCGGACGGCAUGAUGGCCCGUGCGAAAGCUGUGGCCCGAGCUCUUUGGAAGAGAGGCGGUGGUCCUUUGUGGCGCUGGCGUUGCCAGGCUCGCUGGGCCUCAGCGUGGUGGCGCAGCUCAUCUUCGGGCGCCAAGGCUCUCAGAAGGGCAAAGGGCUCCUGGCCCUCAGGUCUUUGCGGAGCUCUUUGAGCCAGAGCUUCCAGUAUUUGCAGCUUUUGUCGAUUGUGUCCUUCUUCGAGGUGCGAUGGCCAUCACUGCUGGAACAACUUUGGAACGCCUUGCGGUCCCUCUUCGUGCCCUUGCGGCUCAGCACUGGCUGUUUGCUUGAGGAGCCCUCGGCCCGUAGCGAGCUCAUGGCAAGGCUGCUGCUUCCGUUUGGCGUCGUGGUGGUGGCCUUGCAGCUGCCAUGGCUUUCCCGGCUUCUUCAGAAGCUCCUGGCUCGCGAUAUUCAGCUUGCGGUGCGCGAGGUCUUGAAGAUGCUGGUCUGGCUUGGAUGCCUGUUCUUCAGCACGCUCAUUCACAACGGCUUCCUGCUCUUCAGCUGCGCGAAAGGCCCCAACGACGUGUCCACCGUGGUGAUCUUCCCGCACCUCCGAUGCCCACCCGGCCCUGACAAGGAGUGGCUGGAGCUGCUGCCCUUCGCAGUGGCAUACAACGCAUUCUUCGGUGUGGGCCUGACUUUGGCCGUGAUGUUCGCUGCCAAGAAGUCCGUGUUCCACCUGGUGCAAAGCAACUUUCAGGAACGCGGGCCCUGGUCGUUUUUGGCCAUCGAUUUCAGAGACACAUUUAUGUGGUGGCCGAGCUUGAAGCUCGCAAAAGACCUGGCCAUCAACAUCAUUGCUGCUAUUUGCAUCAAUUUCGGCUCGUUUCAGCUGCUGGGUACGGCCUUCAUCUCUGGCUUCUAUGCAUACGCUUGCCUGACGCGCCAUCCCUUCCAGGACUGCUUGAACAAUGGCCUGGAGAUUUGGUGCUCGCUUUCCGUGAUGAUCCUUUGCCUUUUCACAGCAGGCAUGGGUCUCGCCAGUGAUAUCCGGGAGGCUGCCGUAGAGAUGAUGCUUGAGGAGGAUGUGGCCUCAUUCCGAUGGCAGGGGAUCCUCGCCUUCCAGGUGUUCUCACUCACAGGCGCGUGCUCCUUUAUGCUGCUUCAAGUUCUUCUGGCCGUUCCUGGCAUGGACCGUCGCAUCCCCAGAUUCAUACGCCCCUACCUCCCUGACGAGCUCGAGGAGAUGAGGCUAACGCUGGCUUCAAUGGACCCGCAGCUGAUCCUGAACUUUGAUGCGUCCGACCUCAACUUCCUGGAGCAACUGUUGAGCGCAAGCCGUGCCACAGUGGGACGGAGCCAACAGCUGAAGCUGGCAAGAUGGCGUAGCGUCACUCCGGGGCGGCAGCUCAUGUCUGUCUACCACAAGGGCGGCAUCAACGAGCUCCGCAAGGAAGUGGUGCCAGAUGAUCAGAUGGAGAGCGCGUGCCACCAGGAGGAUGGAGAGGAGGAUGGAGAGGAGGAUGGAGAGGAGGAUGGAGAGGAGGAUGGAGUGGAGGAGCCUGAGGCUGAUGAGACCUCUGAGGUUCACGAAGCUGACUUCCACACCACUUGAUGUUUUCUGGAGUUCCAAGAGGUGCUGCGAAGAGCAAGUCGACAAAUCAACGCCCCAUGCGGUGAAGACCGUAGGCUUUCGAAGACGGAGGAGCAUGAGAAGACGAGCAGACCCGAAGACCAGUCGUUCCAUCUCACCGGUGCUGGGACACGCUGAACAGCCACCUGUUGAGGUAGGAGGCAGUUUCCUACACUCAGCUGGGAGAUGCUAUCAAGGUGCAAGGAUACUCCUUGCGCGCUGCCCAAGCCUGAGUCAAUCGACACUGUGCCUACGCGCUAAGUUGUCUCCGCCUGCAGCUGCCUGCGCUUACUUAUGGCCAGCUCUCUCCCGCGCCGGAGUCACAUCGUCAAUGACAAUAUCGGGCAAGGCAAUCACAAUGAUUAGAUGCCCGCGUGGAAAAGAUUGCAGCAGAGCAGGAG
Effrenium voratum is the source of this 5052-nucleotide messenger RNA. Lineage: Eukaryota; Dinophyceae; Suessiales; Symbiodiniaceae. The record is from the annotation of a GenBank genome assembly.